AUGGCGGUAGUCAACGAAGGUGCCCUGAAGAAAAUGUUGAAGCAAUACAAAUACAGGGACCUGAGUGUUCAAGAAAUCACCAAUGUCAUUUCUCAGUACAAAGACUUGAAGCCUGUAAUGGACGGCUAUGUGUUCAAUGAUGGCUCUACAAGGGACCUGAUGAGUUUAACAGGAACAGUACCUGUAAGCUAUAAAGGCAAUGUCUACAACAUCCCAGUGUGUCUUUGGUUGCUGGACACCUACCCAUUCAACCCUCCAAUUUGUUUUGUUAAACCUACCAGCACAAUGAUGAUCAAAACUGGUAAACAUAUUGAUGCCAAUGGAAAAAUUUAUCUACCAUAUCUACACGAGUGGAAACAUCCUCAGUCAGACCUGUAUGGUCUCAUUCAGGUAAUGAUUGUGGUGUUUGGAGAAGAGCCUCCAGUGUUUUCUCGCCCUAUCACACAAGCACCUUACCAGGCCUUCCAAGCUGCUGGACCUCCUAAUCCUUCUUAUGUACCUGGCAUGCCUGCAGUUUUACCUUAUGGCCCAAGUCCUAAUGCAGGAGGUUAUCCAGGUUAUCAAUACCCAGGGGGCAACUCCUACCCAGCUACAUCUGGUCCAACACACUACCCCACCCAAACUCCUGUGUCUACAGUGGGCUCCAACAGAGACGGAACCAUAGGUGAGGACACCAUCCGUGCAUCGCUGAUAUCUGCUGUUAGCGAUAAGCUUCGCUGGAGAAUGAAGGAGGAAAUGGACAGGGCCCAGGCUGAGUUGGAUGCCCUCAAACGAACAGAAGAAGACCUCAAAAAGGGCCAUCAGAAACUGGAGGACAUGAUCUUAAGAUUGGACAGUGAAGUGGCUGAUGUCGACAGAAACAUUGAGCUGCUGAAGCGCAAAGACGAGGAACUGAGCGAGGCCCUGGAGAAGAUGGAGAACCAGUCGGAGAACAACAACAUUGAUGAUAUCAUUGUGCCGACGGCCCCCCUGUACAAACAAAUUCUCAACCUGUACGCUGAAGAAAACGCAAUUGAGGACACCAUCUUCUACCUAGGAGAGGCUCUUCGCAGAGGAGUUAUAGACCUAGAGGUUUUUCUCAAGCACGUCCGCAUUUUGUCCAGAAAGCAGUUCCAGCUCCGCGCCCUCAUGCAGAAAGCCCGUAAGACUGCUGGCCUCAGUGACCUCUACUGA
Messenger RNA from Nerophis lumbriciformis (worm pipefish), 1173 nucleotides. Lineage: Eukaryota; Metazoa; Chordata; Actinopteri; Syngnathiformes; Syngnathidae. The record is from RefSeq and is a predicted model, not a curated record.